AUGAACCUCAACAGGCAACAGCAAGCCAUCUCAAGGGAGGGGAUUCUCAAGUCACCCCACUUCCAAUCCAUCGAUGCCAUCCACAAGGACCAAGAUGACAAUGACCAGGAAGGAAGGAGCCCACGCCCGACCCCUACGACGAUGGUUCUGUUUGUGCGCCAGCGACGACCACAACCUCCCUCUCCGAUAAAGCCGAGGACAAUUAGAGAGUUCCAUGUCAUUUAUCCAAAUGAAGAUGAUAAUGAGAAAUUCCAACAUUAUGCUUUCCCGUUGAAUAUAGCCAAAGAAGCAAAUUCUAGCAGAGAAGCAAAUUUUGUAGAUUGA
This is a messenger RNA of Triticum turgidum subsp. durum (durum wheat), 324 nucleotides long. The record is from the annotation of a GenBank genome assembly. NCBI's taxonomy places the organism in Eukaryota, Viridiplantae, Streptophyta, Magnoliopsida, Poales, Poaceae.